Molecule: messenger RNA, 1941 nt
Organism: Raphanus sativus (radish)
Lineage: Eukaryota; Viridiplantae; Streptophyta; Magnoliopsida; Brassicales; Brassicaceae
Product: protein GRAVITROPIC IN THE LIGHT 1
Exons: 3
Coding region: 113-1786 (557 amino acids)
Biological process (GO): negative gravitropism; response to red or far red light
Source: RefSeq, a predicted model, not a curated record
AUCAAAAUCCUGUAUCCCAAAAAUCUUCAGCUGAAUUCUCUAUUUAUUUGCCAAACUUUGAACCUCAGUUUUACAUCUCUUCAUCAUCAUAUCUUCUUCCUAUACGGGAGAGAUGUUGCCAGGCAUACUGUUAUGCUCACUUAAUCCCAGGAAUCACAGCAAGAAGAAGAAGAGUGAUAGAGAGAGCUUAGACACUGAUCCCAAGGACAGUGACUACUGGUACUCUGUUCAGUUCAACCGAGAUCCUCCAAGAUUCUCUCUUCGAUCGGAGACCAACAACAACAACAAUCACCGUUCUCGCAGUAGUGAGUUCUGCAAGACGAAGAAGCGAGGAGAAAUGGCGCACAAGGUCUCAAACUUCUCCGAUCUGAUCCACCGAGUCACCGCUUCGUGUUUGCUCCAUCCACUCUCCUCCGGCCGGCAAGAUCUCGCCGCGAACCGCCGCGGAGAGUACGAUUCCGAGGAAGAGGAAGAAGGUGAGAUUCGGUACGAAGACGAGAAUGGUGAAGAAGAAGAAGAAGACAACGAGACGGUUAGGGCUAGUAGGAGCGUUGCGGUGAGCGUGGAGGCGGUUCAGGAGAUGGAGACGGUGAUGGAGGAAGUGUUCACGGCGGCUGGAGCUUUGAAGAGAGCUUACGUGGCGCUUCAGGACGCUCACUCUCCUUGGGAUCCGGAGAAGAUGCACGACGCCGACGUGGCGAUGGUUGCUGAGCUGAGGAGGAUCGGUACUCUUAGAGAGAGAUUCAGGAGGACGAGAGGCGCCGCCGCCGGCGGAGGCCGGAGGAGGAAGAACGACGUCGGAGGGAGAGGAAUGCUGAGAGAAGCGGUGGCGCCGUACGAAGCCGUGGUGAAGGAGCUGAAGAAAGAAGCCAAGGCGAAAGACGCCGAGAUCGAGAAUCUCAAGGAGAAAGUCAAAGCAUUGGUCAACGGUAACGGUAACGGUAACGGAGGCAAGAAACACCGUCUGCUCUCGAGCAGGAAAGUCAACUGCACAACGCAAGUCGCUGUGUCUCCCGUGCCGGAGCUGUUCGAGAUGACGAUGAGUCAGGUGAAAGAAGCGUCAAAGUCAUUCACGGGGAUACUACUGUCUCUGAUGCGAGCCGCGCGUUGGGACAUCGCAGCUGCUGUUCGGUCCAUCGAAGCUGCUUCGGCUGCAUCGGACAGCAUCAUCGUGUCUACAGCUUCCUCUGUUGUUCCCAACGGGCACGCGAAGUUCGCUCUCGAGUCUUACAUCUGUCGAAAAAUCUUCCAAGGGUUCGAUCACGAAACGUUUUACAUGGACGGGAGCUUGUCUUCUCUUAUCAACCCGGACCAGUACCGUCGCGACUGCUUUGCUCAGUUCAAAGACAUGAAGGCGAUGGAUCCCAUGGAGCUGCUCGGGAUCUUGCCGACUUGCCAUUUUGGUAAGUUCUGCUCGAAGAAGUACCUUUCCAUCAUUCACCACAAGAUGGAAGAGUCCUUGUUCGGAGACUCGGAGCAGAGGGAGAUGGUUUUAGCUGGUAACCAUCCGAGAAGUCAGUUCUAUGGAGAGUUUCUGGGGUUGGCCAAAGCGGUGUGGCUGCUUCACCUCUUGGCCUUUUCGCUCGAUCCAUCGCCGAGUCACUUUGAGGCAAACAGAGGAGCCGAGUUUCACUCUCAGUACAUGGAGAGUGUGGUGAGGUUCUCGGAUGGCCGUGUUCCUGCGGGUCAGGUCGUUGGGUUUCCUGUGUGUCCGGGAUUCAAGCUCAGCCAUCAAGGGAAAGGGUCUAUCAUCAAAUCCAGAGUUUACUUGGUUCCAAGGUCGUAAAACUUAUGUUUCAUUGAGUUCAUCACUCUUUGUAGUAAUGUCAUGUUGGUGUGUUGUUAAGAUAAAGCUUAUAGCUUUUGUAAGAAAUAAAGAGACCGUUUAAAAUUGGAUAAGAAUGUUUUCAUUAUUAAUCUAACUGACGAAAGUUCACGUAA